Messenger RNA from Tympanuchus pallidicinctus (lesser prairie-chicken), 1962 nucleotides. RefSeq names its product forkhead box N1 (gene FOXN1). The transcript is spliced from 8 exons. Gene Ontology annotation, biological process: regulation of transcription by RNA polymerase II. NCBI's taxonomy places the organism in Eukaryota, Metazoa, Chordata, Aves, Galliformes, Phasianidae. Gene Ontology annotation, molecular function: transcription cis-regulatory region binding; DNA-binding transcription factor activity, RNA polymerase II-specific. The record is from RefSeq and is a predicted model, not a curated record. Bases 1 to 1962 code for a protein of 653 amino acids.
AUGGUUUCACUACUUCAGGAUCAAUCUAAUAUUAAAUUUUCUUCUUCGGACACUUUGGAAAGGGACCAACAAGAGGACCUCAUGAAGACACCGGGGGAUUCAGUAUCCCCAAUUCAGCAAACGGAUAAUCCCAGUUACAGCUGCCAAGCGUACGAAUCAGACAGCAGGACAGAAAGGAAGAGCUCCGAGUCCUCCCACAGCCCCAGCCCUGCAUCUCCAGCCCAGGAUCAGCUCCUUGGGAGAUUUCCCCCCAGCCAAGGGAUUCACUGCAGCAAGAACAAAUUUCAGGUCUCCUUCAGCACAGAAAAAUUCCGGCGGUACAGUUAUGAGGAAAACACUGUAGGAAACUACGACAGGUUCCUCAAGAGCAGCAGGAACCCCUUUCACCCCUACAAGAGGCAGAUCAGUGAGGACGUCUUCCAGGAAGCACAGCAAGCCCUUCCACCUGAAGGUCCAUCUUUCAAAAGCACCAGAAGUAUUGAGGGUUUUGAGGGUCUCCCAGGAUCUACGGGCCCUGAUGAGUCAGAGUCAUUUCCAACACACCUUCCAAACAUCUCCUCCGAGCAGCCGUGGUGUAACAGCCUCCAGUACAGCACCACAGGUCAAGAUCACAAUUCACAAGUCAUGCAGGAUUCAGAUCUCAAGCUUAGGACAUCCCCACUGGAAGGGCAGCCUGGGUUGUACUGCUAUCAGCCCCAAGUGCAGCAGAUGUACUGCUCCUCACAUCCCUUCCAUCAGUACCCAUCAGGAGGCAGCUACCCGGUGACCUACAUCACCUCUUCGCACUACCCCUACCAAAGGAUUGCUCCUCAAAGCACUCAAGAAUCCCAGCAGCCUCUAUUUCCCAAGCCCAUCUACUCCUACAGCAUCCUGAUCUUCAUGGCACUCAAAAACAGCAAGACGGGCAGUCUGCCAGUCAGCGAGAUUUACAAUUUCAUGACAGAGCACUUUCCUUACUUUAAGACAGCCCCGGAUGGCUGGAAGAACUCCGUGCGCCACAACUUGUCCUUGAACAAAUGCUUUGAGAAAGUUGAAAACAAAUCAGGCAACUCUUCUCGGAAAGGCUGUUUGUGGGCUCUGAACCCAGCCAAGAUUGACAAGAUGCAGGAGGAGCUGCAGAAAUGGAAGAGGAAAGAUCCGGUGGCUGUGAGGAAGAGUAUGGCAAAGCCAGAAGAGCUUGACACGCUGAUAGGCGACAAAGGUGAAAAGCUGCGAUCUUCCAUCAUGUCGUGCAGUCCUAACGGCGUUGCAGGUGCGUCCCUCUCCAGGCAGAUGGCAGUCCAACCCCACUCCUUGGGCGAGCCCUCGCUUUCCUCUGUACCGCAGCCUCUGCAUCCCAUCCACACAUCAUCAGGAGCUCUCCAUGCCAAGAACACGUUGCCAAACUUGCUCGGAGGGCAGCAAACCGCAUGCUACACCGCCCCACAGGGCUUCCCUCCAAUCUCAAGCGCGUUAAUGCCUCAGACACCAGACCAUCAGACAAUGUUUCCUUCUGGGGAGGCUCCAAACGAACUGCGGGGUCAACCCAGCAUCACCCAGGACUCCCCACUGCCGGCCCAGACCCCCCCGAGCUGCGGCUUGAAGGUGAUGACAGAGCACUGCACGGCCCGCACGGUGCCCGACCCUCUGCUGCAGGAGGGGGACCUCAGCAACGACAUCGAUGCUCUGAAUCCAUCCCUCACCGACUUUGAUCUCCAAGGCAACCUCUGGGAGGAGCUGAAGGAUGACAGCCUAGCUGUGGACCCCCUGGUUCUCAUUUCAUCAUCCCCAACGUCUUCCCAGUGUUUCCCUUCUCAUUGCCAGAUGGAGAACAGCAACACAGCCGCCAUCCCACAUGGAACCCCACACAGUAACCUACCCGACCUCCAGCUCACUACUCUUUACUCUGCCUUUAUGGAGUUGGAUACAGUGUCUCCUGCCUACCUGAGUAAUCCUGGAUCCAAACCUAUAGCACUGAUGUGA